Messenger RNA from Nothoprocta perdicaria, 2259 nucleotides. It is a transcript of the gene EIF1B, whose product is annotated as eukaryotic translation initiation factor 1B. Gene Ontology annotation, biological process: translational initiation. Gene Ontology annotation, molecular function: RNA binding; ribosomal small subunit binding; translation initiation factor activity. Bases 143 to 484 code for a protein of 113 amino acids. The transcript has 4 exons. NCBI's taxonomy places the organism in Eukaryota, Metazoa, Chordata, Aves, Tinamiformes, Tinamidae. The record is from RefSeq and is a predicted model, not a curated record. Gene Ontology annotation, cellular component: eukaryotic 43S preinitiation complex.
CCUGCCCCCUCCCUCCGCCUCGGCCGUGCCGCCCGUGUCCCUGCCCACCCCCUGCUCCGGCAUUGCGGCGCCGCAGACGUGACCCGAGCGGACCCCACCGCGGCCUUUUCCCCGCUGCCCCGGCCUCUCGCCGCAGAAGCGCAUGUCAUCUAUCCAGAACCUCCAAUCUUUCGACCCCUUUGCUGAUGCAACUAAGGGUGACGACUUACUCCCAGCAGGGACCGAGGAUUACAUUCAUAUAAGGAUCCAACAACGAAACGGAAGAAAAACCCUAACAACUGUCCAGGGAAUUGCAGAUGAUUAUGACAAAAAGAAACUUGUGAAAGCCUUCAAAAAGAAAUUUGCUUGUAAUGGUACCGUGAUUGAACAUCCUGAGUACGGUGAAGUUAUCCAGCUCCAAGGUGACCAGAGGAAGAACAUCUGCCAAUUCCUCAUGGAGAUUGGCAUUGUCAAGGAAGAACAACUGAAAGUUCAUGGUUUCUAAAAUACUUGAGCUCUCAUGAAGAAUCCUGCAGUAAUUGUACUUACCGAAGCUGGCUGUUCUGUGGAAGAUGAAUCUUUGCAGUGAAUGGACUUCCCUGUUACCUGAACAUUUAAAAUUUGAUUCAUAUUUGCAUGAUUGCACGAAACAUGUUGUAUGUAGGUUAGAAACACAUAAAAAAACUGCAGUAAGGUGGUAACGAAGACACUUGUAAACUUUAACACAUUUCCAAUGGAAAUGUUUUAGUGAUGAUUGUUCAGUUUACUAUUCUUCACUUGACUUAAAUGUGUGGGCUGUAUUAAAACAGUGUGAGUUGCUGCUUAAAAAUAAAAGUUUAUUCAUAUAUUUUCUGAGAUAUUUGAAAUGUUUUAGCUUAAGUUUUUCACUAGGACAGCAGCCUUACUAAUAGCCAAAAUUUUUUGUAGUGAGUGUAGCUUACUGCUCAUUGAAUAAAGUGGCAAAUCUACAUGAUAAGUAUUUAGCUAAUUAGUGAGCGUGAUGUGAUUGUCUGCUGUAGCUGUGAGACUAGAGCUUUAAAAUCUUCCAUUUAGAUGUAUCUUGGUAGUAGCAUGAUAAGACAUUAAUUAUUUGUUGAGUAAAUAGGUGGCUCUUUCCACUAAACUGACCUGCAAUGACUAUGAAAUAUUAGUGUUAAACCUAGCUAAAUUAAACUAAGCUGAACUCCUUAAAGCUGCUAUUGCUAAGAACAAGCUACACAUCUAGGUCUUACUGGGUGUUCCCAGGACAUGUGAGAGAAGUGCAGAGGAUUCAGUAUCCUUCCUGUCUCUGAAUGAAGGGGAAAGUUCUUCAGUUGGCUUCUCCUGUGACUGCCUUUCAUGUUGGCAAGCAGGCUGCUGUAGUAGCUCUAAGUGUGAGUUGUGAAAAUAGGGAAGGGAGCAGGCUCUGCACUAACAAAUUUCUUGUACUUGUCGUUGCAGUCUCUAAUCCAAUGUUAUGGGAAUAAUUUGGUGUAAAAAGUUGUACUGUGAUUAGUGGUUAAUCUGUGGGUUUUGUUAUGGGGUGUGAGUAUAGCUACAAAAAAAGUUUAUUUAGUCYACUCUGUUUUUGUCAGACAAUUCAUUCAGUGUUAUCUUAUAUCACUAUAGAUUGUUCUUCCAAGCUUUCAGCCUAGUGUUUGAUGUCUGGUCGCUAAACUACAUUUUUUUUUUUUUUACAUAAAAAAAAUAAUUUGCUGAAACACAGUUCCCAUUUUCCUUGUGAGAYAGGCGAUGAACUGAGCUCUAAAUUCAGAAGAUGCUGAGCUGGGAAAAUGCAGUAGUGGUAGAAAAUGUUAAAAGGCUUUUUGGUAAUAGCGCAAAAUCUCACAGGAAGAAAGAGGCAUUUCUUUGCUGUUGAGGCCUCKAAUAGCCUAUUCAAAGGAAAGGAGUUUGAUGGUGGCGUAAUUAGUCAUCGAGCCUAGGUAAGACUGUCAGUGCCCUUACUUUAAUUCGGAGCCCUGCCUUUCUAAACAGUAAAGAUCCUACCUGAAUCUCUUUUACAUUUCUGAAUUCAGAUACAGUCUUCUAUGGCACUAGCAGYGGUUAGAAAGGAGCAUUACAGAGCAUUCAUACAUGAAUUUCUUGGUCUGGCUGGUCUAAACUAAGAAUUCUGCCUCUGAGAAUCCAGUUUCCUUUCUGUGUCUUGCAAUCUUCAUGGAUUUUUCCUGUACCAUUGAUCUUGCUGUGCCAGUAUGAGGGGAAGGCCUGUUGCAGAAUCUGAAUUGUCAGCACAGAUGAAUUCAAAUCCAUGGAAUUAAAGUCUAAUGCUACUCUCGCACA